AUGAAGAUGCACUCAAUGAGUGCAGAAGAAGAAGAAGAGGACGAAGAGAACGCGUGCCGGUUUAGGAUGAUGAAUCUUCUUUCGUCUACGACAGAUGAGACUGCGGUCAUCAUAAACAGUUCCGCCUUUGAAGGAGAGGUGUUCCCAGAGGUCGACGCAGCGGCCUGCCCGGACCUGUACCGGCGCUACAGCCGGAGACACACGCAGUGCGUGCGGCCUCCGAAGUCGUGCCACCCUCUGCGCGAAGGCGUCUCUGAGGCUGACCGGCAGCUCAUCCUGGACGAGCACAACGCCUUCCGCAACCGCCUCGCCUCGGGAGCCGAGGCCGCCAGCGGGUUACCUGCCGCCGCGAACAUGAUGUAUCUGGAGUGGAAUGACGAGUUGGCGGCCGUGGCACAGAAGUUGGCCAGCAUGUGCGCCAUCAAGCCGGACUGUGCGGACUGCAGACGCGUCGAGAGUUUCAUGGUGGGCCAAAAUAUCUGCAACUACAAGAUUCGCACCCAGACGGCCCCGCCGGUUUACUGGCGAUCGACCAUCGCCUACUGGUACAACGGCGUCAAGCAGUUUCCUCCGGCCGCCAUCUCGCCCUACGUCUACCGCCAGUACUACGGCACAUUCAGCCAGAUGGUGUGGGCCAAGACGUGGGCCAUCGGCUGCGGCUAUUCGCUGUUCACAAGGGGACGCUGGUUCGUGCAGUCUUACGUGUGUAACUACGGCCCAGCCGGCAACUACUUGGACAGCCGCGUGUACCUUCCGGGAGAGCCAUGCUCGCGAUGCGAACCCGGAACCAGGUGCGUGGGCAACAGCAGCGGCCACUUCUUGUUCGGAGGGCGCAACGAGUCGGCAUCAUUCAGCUCUUUGUGCAAGUCAGAGACAUCAGCUGGUCCCAAAGUGGCGCUACCGACGGGCACCAUUUUCUACUGCAACUUCCACGAGCCUAGCCUCGACUGUCCCAUCAAGGAAGAGCCCUACGGGAGUUUUCAAGUGCGUCGCCUAAUAGGUGGUGGUGGCUACUUGACCACGACCGUGAGUCCUAACGAAUCAGCGGCUGUGAGUCUGGACCGAGUUCUGGAAGUGCCGGAAAACGACACGGAGGCCUCGGCGUGUCUACGCUUCCGGUUCCGCAAGGGUCCCUUCCGCGAAGGCGCGGGCGGCUCUUCCGAGCUGCACGUGCGACUCUCGGUGAUCGACCGGAACGUGAUCAAGAGCAGCGCGCUGACCCACCACUACUCGCACUGGACGCCGUACAGCAUAACCAUCACCCGUCCCAUCCGCGUGCAGGACCGGAGCCAGCCAAAGCCUUGGGGAGAUGUUGAGGAACGUAGCCGGCACUGCUAA
Molecule: messenger RNA, 1338 nt
Organism: Rhipicephalus microplus (southern cattle tick)
Lineage: Eukaryota; Metazoa; Arthropoda; Arachnida; Ixodida; Ixodidae
Product: CRISP/Allergen/PR-1
Source: RefSeq, a predicted model, not a curated record